Messenger RNA from Calidris pugnax (ruff), 686 nucleotides. It is a transcript of the gene ARHGAP27, whose product is annotated as Rho GTPase activating protein 27. The transcript has 2 exons. The annotation marks the transcript as partial. Gene Ontology annotation, molecular function: protein binding. Lineage: Eukaryota; Metazoa; Chordata; Aves; Charadriiformes; Scolopacidae. The record is from RefSeq and is a predicted model, not a curated record.
GUCCCCUCCGCCAUCGUCCCUUCCCUCCUACCCCGAGGGGAGGAAAAGGGGACGGGGGUCUCCCCCAAAACCGCCCCUUCUCCUCCGUCCUGCUUGAGGGGGGGAACCCGGGCACCCAACGCCGCCGCGGAGCCCGGCCCCGUCUUCCGACGAGGCGCUGGCAGGAAACCGGGGCGAGUCGAGACCAGCCCAGCGCGGGCACGAGCGGGACCCGGUGCGCGCCCCACCGCCCCCGCACGCACCCGACACCAGCCCCAGGCGGAGGCGCCGGGGCGGCCAUGGAGGCGGCGGUGCCGGCGGAGGAGGCGUUGGUGCUGGUGGAGUACGGCUUCGAGUACCGGGCCAAGGACGGGACCUUGGUCUCCAUCAAGCCCAACGAGCGCUACGUCCUCCUGAAACGCACCAACCACCACUGGUGGCACGUCAAGAGGAGCGGGGACGCACGGCCCUUCUACAUCCCUGCCCAGUACGUCAAGGAGCUGCCCCCCAUCGCCACCCCGGCCCCCCUGGACCCCCUGCCACCAGCGGGGCAGGCCAGGACGGAGCCGGCCACGCUCGUCCCUCCGCUGCCACCCACCUACGAGUAUCGGUUUGUUGGGACAGAGGAGCCGGAUGGAGGAUGCUCCGUGCCCAGGAGGGACUCGGUGACCAGAAGGGACCCGGUGCCACAGAAGGACUUGGUGACC